This is a messenger RNA of Erigeron canadensis, 1243 nucleotides long. Its product is annotated as RNA-binding protein 1-like. NCBI's taxonomy places the organism in Eukaryota, Viridiplantae, Streptophyta, Magnoliopsida, Asterales, Asteraceae. The transcript has 7 exons. The record is from RefSeq and is a predicted model, not a curated record. The coding region runs from base 177 to 923 and encodes 248 amino acids. Gene Ontology annotation, molecular function: mRNA binding.
AAAAGCGAUACAAAAUUAGGCCAAACACCCCUAACCUAAAUUAUACAUAUAAAACCAAAAAACGUGUCACCGGAAAACCUUUUCUCUUUCCGUCCCCCAAUCCGACGCAAAAUUCCAUCCUCUUCUUCCUUACAAUCUGUUUUCAAUCUCAUCUCAUCUUUUCAAUAAAUAAUUACAUGGCCGACUCUUACUGGAAAUACGCCGCCGCUGAUGGCAGACAGCAGCCGCCGCCGCAACAGCAACAGCAACAACUUCACUCCCUCAUGGGGAAACGUCCCCGUUCCGACUACGAUCUUUCUGGUGGCCGCGACUUGGCUAGCUAUUAUGCUCGCGAGGAUGAUAGAGGAACUCAUCUAGUGGUUAAAGAUUCUGAUACCAUUGGAGCAUCUUAUGACCGUUAUUUACGUGGCACGCAACUUUCGCCAUAUGCUGGCGUUGAGUCUGCUAGACCCAUGGGACUUGGCACUCGUCUUCAUGAAGAUCCCCGCUUGAUCGGUAUGGGCCUGGGAAGUGCUGAUCAUAUUGCAGCAGCAACCUCAAAAGGUCGGGAUGCAGGGCUGUUGGGUGGGAGGCCUGAUGUUGCUUUGCCUGCUGAUGCCAGCAAUACCCUGUUUGUGGAGGGGUUGCCUUCAAAUUGUUCACGGAGAGAGGUGGCCCAUAUAUUUCGGCCUUUUGUUGGCUACAAAGAAGUUCGACUUGUGACCAAGGAAUCCAGACAUUCCAGUAAGGAUCCGUUGGUGCUUUGUUUUGUUGAUUUUGAGAGUCCAGCUGAGGCAGCUACUGCUAAAGAUGCAUUACAAGGUUAUAAGUUUGACGAGCACGACCGCGACUCGGUUAGCUUAAGAAUGCAGUUUGCUCGCUAUCCUGGUGCAAGGACAGGUGGCGGAGCAAGGUCAAGUGGUGGGUCUCGUGGAAGGCGUUGAAUAUGCGGAUUUACAGGGUCUAUGCGUGUCAGAUAAGUAUAUGAUACGGGUGGGUUACAACGUCGCGCGCUACCAGUUUUCUUAGGACCAAACGAAUCGGGUGGGUUGCGAUUUUUCGAGCGAUGGUCGUGCACGUUCGAAGCUUUUGUUAUAUCCUCACAAAUUUCGUUUUGUGCCAGAGAGCAACGUUUAUCUAUGUUUUUUUAGUGAAGCUUUGUGCAUUAUAAAUUAGGUUAUUCAGUUGUGAGUUUUACCCAUUUUAAUAUUUGUAGUGUAUUACUUUCUGGAGUUUGACUUAUAUUUAAUCGCUUUUCUGGUUA